Pantherophis guttatus is the source of this 6720-nucleotide messenger RNA. It is a transcript of the gene TRIP12, whose product is annotated as thyroid hormone receptor interactor 12. Lineage: Eukaryota; Metazoa; Chordata; Lepidosauria; Squamata; Colubridae. Gene Ontology annotation, cellular component: nuclear speck. Gene Ontology annotation, molecular function: zinc ion binding; ubiquitin protein ligase activity. The record is from RefSeq and is a predicted model, not a curated record. Gene Ontology annotation, biological process: protein polyubiquitination; DNA damage response; proteasome-mediated ubiquitin-dependent protein catabolic process.
GACGGCGCACUGAUCGGUGCUGCGGCUUCAGCUGAUAAUUGAAGGGAAGAGGCGCCGGGCAGGACAGAAAAGGAGCCAGGGCUACCGGGGAGGCACGGAGCGCUUUUGCGGAGGCCGCGUCGGGACAAACUAGUGAAUGGUAGUGUCUAGAAAGGGUAUGUCCCUUCAGGAGAGAGGUGCCAAUGUCCAACCGGCCUAAUAACAGUCCAGGGGGGUCACUGCGACGUUCACAAAGGAACACUGUCGGGGCCCAAUCACAAGACGACGCAGUAGGAGGAAGGUCACAUUUAGGGCAGGCAAAACAUAAGGCACGUAGCCCUUCUGAAAGUAGAAAAUCUAUAUCAAAGGCACCCAAAGUGCAGUCCAAUACUACUACUGAACAGUCCAAAGGACACUUUUCUAAAAGAGGCUGUAGCUCAUCUGCUAUUAUAAUUCCACAACAAGAGGCUCUGGACACAGACAGUACUUUAGAGCAUCAAAAAUCCGGGCAGGUGCCUAAAAGAGACAGUUCUCGAGGAGUGAAACGCAGUGCUAGCCCAGAUUACAACCAGACAAAUUCUCCUAGCCCUGCCAAAAAAACCAAAGCACUUCAGCACGCUGAUUCUUCUUCGGACUUGGAAAGAAAUAAAUCUCAGACUAAGUCUAAGAAAAGACAUUUGCAUCAAGAGCAAGAGUCAAAGUCUUCACAAUUGCCAUCAACCAGUAAAGCUCACACCAGAAAGGGUGGAGCUACCGUUAGCUCCAGAAGCCAGAAACGGAAAAGGACAGAAACCUUACCUAUUGUAAAGAGUCGUUCAGCAACUGAAUCAACUGGCAGUGAAGAGAGACCAGCAAAACCCACCAAGCUGGCUUCAAAAUCAGUGAGCUCAGCCAAAGCUGGGUGCAGUACCAUCACAGAUUCCUCCUCUUCAGCCUCUACAUCUUCCUCCUCCUCUGUUGUUGCUUCUGCAUCUUCUGCUGUUUCUCAGGGUGCUAGAGUCAAACAGGGAAAAGACCAGAGCAAGGCCAGGCGCUCCAGAUCUGCAUCCAGCCCUAGCCCACGGAGGAGUAGCAGGGAUAAAGAACAAAAUAAAAUAGGUGGCUCUUCAAAGUUUGAUUGGGCUGCUCGUUUUAGCCCCAAGGUUAGCUUGCCUAAAACAAAACUUUCUCUACCGGGGUCUUCUAAACCAGAGGCAUCAAAACCUGGGCCUUCAGGAUUACAGGCUAAACUAGCAAGCUUGAGAAAAGCUACAAAAAAGCGCAGUGAAUCACCACCUGCUGAGCUCCCCAGUUUGAGGCGGAGCACACGGCAAAAGACCACGGGCUCCUGUGCUAGUACCAGUCGGCGAGGCUCUGGCCUGGGCAAAAGAGGAGCAGCUGAGGCUCGCCGACAGGAGAAAAUGGCUGAUCCUGAUAACAAUCAGGAUGGUGUUAAUUCUUCAGCUGCACGAGCUGAUGAGGCUCCACAAGGAGCUGCAGCUUCUAGUUCUGUUGCUGGGGCUGUGGGCAUGACCACCUCUGGUGAAAGUGAAUCAGAUGAUUCUGAGAUGGGAAGAUUACAAGCUUUGUUAGAAGCUAGAGGACUCCCUCCACAUCUGUUUGGUCCUCUUGGCCCUCGAAUGUCUCAGCUAUUCCACAGAACAAUUGGAAGUGGAGCUAGUUCUAAAGCUCAGCAACUUCUACAAGGGCUUCAGGCCACUGAUGAAAGCCAGCAGUUACAGUCAGUGAUAGAAAUGUGUCAGCUAUUGGUCAUGGGUAAUGAAGAAACUUUAGGAGGUUUUCCAGUCAAGAGUGUUGUUCCAGCUCUGAUAACUUUGCUACAGAUGGAGCACAACUUCGACAUUAUGAAUCAUGCUUGUCGAGCCUUAACUUACAUGAUGGAAGCACUUCCCAGAUCAUCUGCAGUUGUGGUGGAUGCAAUUCCUGUUUUUUUGGAGAAGCUUCAAGUUAUUCAGUGUAUUGAUGUGGCAGAGCAAGCAUUGACUGCCUUGGAGAUGUUGUCACGCAGACACAGUAAAGCUAUUUUGCAGGCAGGAGGCUUAGCAGACUGUUUGCUGUACCUGGAGUUUUUCAGCAUAAAUGCUCAGAGGAAUGCAUUAGCUAUUGCUGCCAAUUGCUGCCAGAGCAUCACUCCUGAUGAGUUUCACUUUGUUGCAGAUUCUCUUCCACUGCUUACCCAAAGGCUAACCCACCAGGAUAAAAAGUCAGUAGAAAGCACUUGCCUUUGUUUUGCACGUUUGGUGGACAACUUCCAACAUGAAGAGAAUUUGCUGCAGCAGGUUGCUUCUAAGGAUUUGCUUACAAAUAUUCAACAACUCCUAGUAGUGACUCCUCCAAUUUUGAGCUCAGGGAUGUUCAUCAUGGUGGUGCGCAUGUUUUCCCUAAUGUGUUCCAACUGUCCUAUGCUAGCAGUUCAGCUUAUGAAGCAAAACAUUGCAGAAACUCUUCACUUUCUUCUUUGUGGAGCCUCAAAUGGGAGUUGUCAGGAACAAAUUGAUCUUGUUCCAAGAAGUCCUCAAGAACUGUAUGAACUUACUUCACUUAUCUGUGAAUUGAUGCCAUGCUUACCUAAAGAAGGAAUUUUUGCUGUUGACACUAUGCUAAAGAAAGGAAAUGCGCAAAACACAGAUGGUGCAAUAUGGCAGUGGCGAGAUGACAGGGGUCUCUGGCAUCCCUAUAACAGAAUUGAUAGCCGGAUAAUUGAGGCAGCUCAUCAGGUUGGUGAAGAUGAAAUAAGUCUGUCUACAUUGGGGCGUGUUUAUACAAUUGACUUUAAUUCUAUGCAGCAGAUCAAUGAGGAUACUGGAACAGCACGUGCCAUUCAGAGAAAACCCAAUCCUCUAGCCAAUACCAGUACUACGGGACAUCCAGAAUCAAAGAAGGAUGAUGCUCGAGCACAGCUAAUGAAAGAAGAUCCAGAUCUAGCUAAAUCUUUUAUUAAAACCUUAUUUGGUGUUCUCUAUGAAGUGUAUAGUUCUUCAGCCGGACCUGCUGUUAGACACAAGUGCCUUAGAGCAAUUCUUAGAAUAAUUUAUUUUGCUGAUGCUGAACUUCUGAAGGAUGUACUGAAAAAUCAUGCUGUGUCAAGUCAUAUUGCCUCUAUGCUGUCAAGUCAAGAUCUUAAGAUAGUUGUUGGAGCCCUUCAGAUGGCAGAAAUUUUAAUGCAAAAAUUACCUGACAUUUUUAGUGUUUACUUCAGGAGAGAAGGAGUUAUGCACCAGGUGAAGAAUUUAGCAGAAUCGGAGGCUUUACUGACAAGUCCCCCCAGGGCUUGCACUAAUGGCUCAGGAACUCUUAGUGCUACUACAACAGUAAGCACUGGAACAGCCACUACUGCUAGCAAUGCUGCUUCAGACUUAGGUUCUCCAAGCUUACAGCAUAGCAGGGAAGACUCUUUGGACCUGAGUCCACAGGGCCGAUUAAGUGAUGUUUUGAAGAGAAAAAGAUUGCCAAAACGUGGACCCCGAAGGCCAAAAUAUUCACCUCCCAGAGAUGAGGACAAAGUAGACAAUCAAGCAAAAAGCCCUACUGCUACGCAAUCUCCAAAAUCUUCCUUCUUGGCAAGUUUGAAUCCUAAAACGUGGGGAAGAUUAAGCACACAGUCGAACAGCAACAACAUUGAACCAGCACGUACAGCUGGUGUGAGUGGCCUGGCAAGAGCUGCUUCAAAAGAUACAAUAUCCAACAACAGAGAGAAAAUUAAGAGUUGGAUUAAAGAGCAGGCUCACAAAUUUGUGGAACGUUAUUUUAGUUCGGAGAAUAUGGAUGGAAGUAACCCUGCACUAAAUGUGUUACAGAGACUUUGCACUGCAACUGAACAACUCAACCUUCAGGCGGAUGGUGGAGUUGAGUGCCUUGUAGAAAUCCGUAGUAUAGUCUCUGAGUCUGAUGUCUCUUCAUUUGAGAUCCAGCACAGUGGGUUUAUGAAGCAGUUGCUGCUUUACUUGACGUCAAAGGGUGAAAAAGAUGCCGUAAGCAGAGAUGUCAGAUUGAAAAGGUUCCUUCAUGUGUUUUUUUCUUCUCCUCUUCCUGGAGAAGAACCCCUUGGAAGAUUAGAACCUUUAGAAAAUGCACCUUUGUUAGCAUUGGUCCAUAAAAUGAAUAAUUGUCUUAGUCAGAUGGAGCAAUUUCCAGUUAAAGUCCAUGACUUUCCAAGUGGAAAUGGAACGGGAAGCAGUUUUUCUCUUAACAGAGGAUCACAAGCUUUAAAAUUUUUCAACACACAUCAGUUGAAAUGCCAGCUGCAAAGACAUCCAGAUUGUGCUAAUGUAAAACAGUGGAAAGGAGGACCUGUGAAGAUAGAUCCUCUAGCGUUGGUACAAGCCAUUGAAAGAUAUCUUGUCGUUAGAGGUUAUGGAAGAGUGAGAGAAGAUGAUGAAGAUAGUGAUGAUGAUGGAUCAGAUGAGGAAAUAGAUGAAUCUCUGGCUGCUCAGUUCCUAAAUUCAGGGAAUGUGAGGCACCGGCUUCAAUUCUAUAUUGGGGAUCAUCUCCUGCCAUACAACAUGACAGUUUAUCAAGCAGUUAGACAAUUUAGUUUGCAAGCUGAAGAAGAGAGGGAGUCUACAGAUGAUGAAAGCAACCCAUUGGGAAGAGCUGGCAUUUGGACCAAAACUCAUACCAUUUGGUACAAGCCAGUACGAGAAGAUGAAGAUAGUAAUAAAGAUAGUGUUGGUGGUAAAAGAGGAAGAGCACAAACUGCUCCUACGAAAACAUCUCCCAGAAAUGCAAAAAAACAUGAUGAAUUGUGGCAUGAUGGUGUAUGUCCUUCUGUCUCAAAUCCUUUGGAAGUUUAUCUCAUAUCUUCUGCUCCUGAAAGUAUAACUUUUGAAGAUCCUUCAUUAGAUGUUGUUAUUCUUUUAAGAGUUUUACAUGCCAUGAGUCGCUAUUGGUAUUAUCUAUAUGAUAAUGCAAGCUGUAAAGAAAUUAUCCCAACAUCCGAAUUUAUCAACAGUAAGCUAACAGCAAAAGCUAACAGACAGCUUCAAGAUCCUUUGGUAAUAAUGACAGGAAACAUACCAACAUGGCUGACAGAACUUGGAAAAUCAUGUCCUUUUUUCUUUCCAUUUGACACUCGGCAAAUGCUGUUUUAUGUAACUGCAUUUGAUCGUGAUCGAGCCAUGCAAAGACUGCUGGACACUAAUCCAGAAAUCAAUCAAUCUGAUUCUCAGGAUAGCAGAGUAGCACCCCGGCUGGAUCGGAAAAAGCGGACAGUGAAUAGAGAGGAACUGUUAAAACAAGCAGAAUCAGUGAUGCAAGAUCUGGGCAGUUCAAGAGCUAUGUUGGAAAUCCAGUAUGAAAAUGAAGUUGGCACAGGUUUAGGCCCCACACUGGAGUUUUAUGCACUUGUAUCUCAGGAAUUACAACGAGCAGACUUGGGCCUAUGGAGAGGUGAAGAAGUUACUCUUGCCAAUCCUAAAGGAAGCCAAGAAGGGACCAAAUAUGUUCAUAAUAUUCAAGGUCUGUUUGCACUUCCAUUUGGCAGAACUGCUAAGCCUGCCCAUAUUGCUAAAGUUAAAAUGAAGUUCCGUUUUCUGGGGAAAUUAAUGGCAAAAGCAAUCAUGGAUUUUAGACUGGUUGACCUUCCACUUGGCCUUCCCUUUUACAAAUGGAUGCUGCGACAGGAAACAUCUCUAACAUCUCAUGACUUGUUCAAUAUUGACCCUGUAGUAGCCAAAUCUGUGUAUCAUCUUGAAGAAAUUGUGAGACAGAAGAGGAGACUUGAACAAGACAAAUCACAGACCAAAGAAAGUCUACAAUAUGCACUGGAGACCCUUACAAUGAAUGGCUGUUCAGUUGAAGAUCUAGGAUUGGAUUUCACAUUGCCAGGGUUUCCAAAUAUAGAACUGAAAAAAGGAGGGAAAGACAUACCUGUAACUGUUCAUAAUUUAGAAGAAUAUCUCAGACUAGUUAUAUUCUGGGCACUAAAUGAAGGUGUUUCUAGACAAUUUGACUCAUUCAGAGAUGGAUUUGAAUCUGUCUUUCCCCUUAGUCAUCUUCAGUACUUCUAUCCCGAGGAGCUGGAUCAGUUGCUGUGUGGUAGCAAAACAGACACUUGGGAUGCAAAGACACUAAUGGAAUGUUGCAGGCCAGAUCAUGGAUAUACACAUGACAGUCGUGCUGUGAAAUUCCUAUUUGAAAUUCUUAGUAGUUUUGAUAGUGAACAGCAGAGAUUAUUUCUUCAGUUUGUGACUGGUAGCCCGAGACUGCCAGUAGGAGGCUUUCGAAGUUUGAAUCCUCCCCUUACGAUUGUACGGAAGACAUUUGAAUCCACAGAAAAUCCAGAUGACUUCUUACCCUCAGUAAUGACCUGUGUAAACUAUCUCAAGUUGCCAGACUAUUCAAGUAUUGAGAUAAUGCGUGAAAAACUUUUGAUAGCUGCAAAAGAAGGGCAGCAGUCAUUCCACCUUUCCUGAUCACAAAGAAUAAUGCAAUGUCUGCCUGUUACAGCAAAAAGAGAAUCAUGAUUCUUUUCUAAAUGUAUCAUCUGAGUCGAGGAAACGUUACGCCUUGUUUAGAAAACGGCUUGCAGAUUAUAAACAAAGACACUAGGUUGAUAUUCAUUAAAGGCCCCUUGGACUUUAAAGUGAUCAGGCCCUAAAGUUGUUGUGACAAGGUUUCUUUAGCAAGUUCUUGUUUUAAAUUAUCAUUUAUCAAUGAGUGAAGUUUAACUUGCUUUGCUGUGUGAAAUUUAAAAGGGAUGUUUUUUCAGGCUGGAACAAUAAAUGUUGCUGUGCAGUUUAA